GAAAAAAAAAAGGGUUGGUGAGUCACUUGUUUGAAAUAUCAUCACAUUGUUAAUUUUAUAAAGGAGGGAUUUCAGGGAAUCUUGGAAUCAAAUCUCAGAGAAAAUCAAAGAUCUCAAACCCUAACAGCCGUAUCUCCUUCUUUACUACCAUUACUACACUACCCUCUCCAUUAAUCGAUUCAAUAAUUAAGAAAUUAGCUUUUCAUUAAUCUGAAGAAGAAGAAGAAGGCGGCUCGAUCGAACAUGUUUUCUUUACAACAAGGCGAUGAUCUGGCGUUCCAGAUCUCCUCGAUCGAACAAGAUCUGAUCUCGUCCCACGCUUCUCUGGAAACCACUGGUAUUCUUACCCCACCAAAAAGGAAGAGAAAGAAAUCACUCCUGUACAGUAAUCAUGAUCAUCAAAAAGAAGAUAAGUAUGGGGGGAGUAGUACUUGUACAACUACUGGUAGUAAUGGUAAUAAAGAGAAGAUCAAAAUGACCGCACACAGAGACGUGGAGAGGCUAAGAAGGAAGGAAAUGGCCGAGCUUUACGCAUCGCUGAGGUCUUUACUCCCUCUCGAAUAUGUCAAGGGAAAGCGUUCCAUAAGCGAUCACACGAACGAGUCUGUGAAUUACAUCAAGAAAUUGCAGAAGAAUAUCAACGAACUGAGUAUCAAGAGAGAUAGGUUGAAGAACAUGGCUAAUUCCACUGCGGAUACCGAGGGAAGCACAGAAAGUUGUUCAUCCGGUAGGGUUACGGCGAGCUUGUGCUGGGGUGGUGUGGAGAUUCUGAUCAAUAGUGGGUCCGAAGAGGUAGGGUUCCCCAUGUCAAGAGUGCUUGAAAUUCUGGUUGAAGAAGGGCUUGAUGUUGUUAGCUGUGUUUCCACUCGGAUGGAAAGGAAGUUACUUCACGUGAUUAAAUCUGAGGUCACCACUUCCGCAAAUUGGAUGGUACGUAAGGAUGGCUAGCGGCUUGAAACCGUUUGAAAUGCACAUGGUGCACGCAAGACCAACAACAAAAUGAAAGGGGAUGAAAAAUAUCCAGAAAAUUGCCCUCUGCUUGUUCAAUUUGAAGUUAACUAACCAAGACAUUAGAACUCACCCUUAAAUAAGUGAGCGGGUGCAAAAAUCCGUUUUAUCCACAUGACCAAGCUCAAGACGAGAGACGUGGUGAUCCAUGUCACCCAAGACGAGAGAUGUGGUGAUCCAUGUCACCCAAAAUACGAGGCUGUUUUGGUUAAUACGGGGUGUACCGGCACGUAUCGGGCAAUUUCGUUCAUAUUUUGGAAAUCUCCGAAGUUUUUGUUUAAUUUGAAAAGAAUCAACAAGUCCAGUACCAAAAUACUUGGGGGGAUUUUUUUUAAUCACAAAAAAGGCUUCGACUUUAAGAUAAUUUAUUGAAACUUUGAGUCAAUGUGUAAUUAGUUAUAUCCCUUCACAAGAACAUUUGUCUUGCCGUAGCCUCAGUAAUCUCAAGGGUGCAAAGAGAGAACAAACUCUUAAAAAUCUCAAGCUUUUAACGACCUGGUCAACUCCUUCUGGUUUGAUGUGUUUAGUACGUCAGGUAAUCUGUUCUAUAUUAAUCCUUGCAGGUCAGUCCGACAUGCUUUGAUCUAUCCACGUUGGAAGAAAAGUUGGCUGAGGUUAUUACUGGAAAUGGAUGGUAGGAUUGAAUAUUUCAAGUAACAAAAGUUGGCGUUUGAUCAGCUGUUGUUGGAACCAUCAAUGAUCUGAAAGAACUGAAUCUGAAUCUUCUUAAUUUAAUGUACAAGUAUCUAAUCUUAAACACGUUCAAUAAUUUAGGAAUUAUGGUUUAUUAAUAUUUAUGUCAUUUAGCACGUUUAAUAAUUUAAUGUUUUAUACUGAUAAUAGUUUGAUCAGAGAGAAGCAAAAAAUUGUUGAGGUGAUGAGUUGGAAGAAACAAGCUGACAGGGCAGUAUUUUCUGGGCAGUAAUAUUUAUGUCAUUUUCUGGGUAGAAAUUGUUGAGGUGACAGGGCAGUAUUUUCUGGGCAGUAAUAUAAUAUUUAUGUCAUUUUCUGGGUAGAAA
Rhododendron vialii is the source of this 2027-nucleotide messenger RNA. RefSeq names its product transcription factor bHLH36-like. Gene Ontology annotation, cellular component: RNA polymerase II transcription regulator complex. Bases 244 to 948 code for a protein of 234 amino acids. The record is from RefSeq and is a predicted model, not a curated record. NCBI's taxonomy places the organism in Eukaryota, Viridiplantae, Streptophyta, Magnoliopsida, Ericales, Ericaceae. Gene Ontology annotation, biological process: regulation of transcription by RNA polymerase II. Gene Ontology annotation, molecular function: DNA-binding transcription factor activity, RNA polymerase II-specific; protein dimerization activity; RNA polymerase II transcription regulatory region sequence-specific DNA binding. The transcript is spliced from 3 exons.